This is a messenger RNA of Knipowitschia caucasica, 930 nucleotides long. The record is from the annotation of a GenBank genome assembly. Lineage: Eukaryota; Metazoa; Chordata; Actinopteri; Gobiiformes; Gobiidae.
AUGGCAGAAACAGCAGAGCACGAGAUGGGGAUGGAGGAGUUGUGCUGCUCUAACGAGGCUUACACAGCUGUAGAGACCCUCUCAUUGUUGGCUGAUGUCCCUCUGGCGUCCUUGUGUGGCAAACACACAAACUACAGUUGCGUCUGUGACACUUGCUGCUGUCUGGACGAGGGAUCGGUUGAUUCCAACAUGCAGCCAGUAGAUCUGCAGCUCCAUUUCUUCCUCAACAAAGCAGACAACAUCCAGAGAAGUCUCUCUGAAAAGGUUUCAGGCAGAGAAGAGUAUGCUUCCACUGUCAAAAGUUUUCUAUUCAUCUGUCAACCUUACUUCUUGCACCUUGAAUCAACAGCUCGAAGCCCAUGGGAUGAGAACAACCUUUUGUCUGAAUCAAUGCGUUCUCAGAUGUUUGAUUUCUCUCAAAUUCUUUGUAACAAACUGGAGAAUUUAGUGUUGACAUGUGCCAGCAAAGAUCUUCUGCCUUUGGAUGAGACAGAGCCUGACAGCAUCACACAUUUCUACAUUGGCCAAUGUGGGUUAGGCUCAAUGACCGUUACCAUUUUCCGGUACUGUCAGCCCACUCCAUAUUUGGCUGAGGUUAACACAGGGCUGUACAAACGCAUGCGGUGGAACGUAGACCAUCCGGGCGCAAUGGAAGCAGACGACACCGAAUAUUACUUCUUAUGCUGUGAAGAUGUUGACGUGCUUCCAGACGGGGACAAUCCAACCUUCUCUCAAAGCGCGAGUGUGAGAAUGUGGUCUAUUGGUCAGUGGCUCCAAGUGAGCCCUGAAACAGAGGAUAUCAAUGACUGGACCCUUUGCAGGGUUCCCCAGGGCACUUAUCUGAAACGUGUCAUUUUGGGCAGAGAGGAGCCGUCCUGUUGCAUUGCGACGGACUGUUUACUGCAGCUGUUGAUGUUGGACCAGAAGUGA